GCCACGAGUGACGACAGGGUACAUCAGCACGAGGAGCAGGCGAUUGUGGAUAAUCGAUAGAUCAGCAAAGGGAUCAAAUAACAGAUAAAUACACUACCGAAACCUGACUAGCUGACUUGUCAGGACGCGAGUUAUCUAACCCCGCCACUGAACCUUCUCCCUUAACCGCGCCAUCAUUAGUGCACGAUCCCAAAUCCACAUAAUCGAUUCCUCUCCAACGCAGUCAGGACCAACAAAAUGUUCACUUACGAUGGUAUCCGAUCCCAGCUCGAGUGGAACUCCACCUUGAGUGUCUCUAACGCCCCGCAGCCUACCGCUGACACCAAGUUUCUUCGCAAGACCGCGAUCAUUGCAACGAUUGGUCCAAACACGAACACCGUCGAGAAGCUUGCCGCGUUGAGACGCGCUGGUGUCAAUGUCGUUCGCAUGAACUUCUCUCAUGGUUCAUAUGACUAUCACCAGAGUGUCAUCGAUAACACACGGAAGAUGGUUGCAGAGGACCCCAGUGGACGGCCUGUUGCGAUUGCUUUGGACACAAAAGGCCCUGAAAUCCGCACGGGUUUGAUGAGAGAUGGAAAGGAUUUGCCCAUCAAGGCUGGCCAUGAAUUCAUCAUCUCGACAGACGACAAGUACUGUGAGAUCUGCGACGAUAAGAUCCUGUGGCUUGACUACAAAAACUUGCCAAAGGUCACUGCUCCUGGCAAGCUCAUCUACAUCGAUGACGGUAUCCUCUCACUCCUCGUCUUGUCCUGUGACGGACCCAAUGUUCGUGUACGCGCCGUGAACAACGGCACCCUCUCUUCUCGCAAGGGUGUAAACCUUCCGAAGACCGAAGUCGAUCUUCCCGCUCUCUCGGACAAGGACAAAAAGGACCUGCUAUUUGGUGUCAAGAACGGCGUUGACAUGGUCUUCGCGUCAUUUAUCCGCCGCGGUCAGGAUGUCAAAGACAUCCGUCAAGUUCUAGGGCCGGAUGGUGCGAACAUCAAAAUCAUCGUCAAGAUCGAGAACGAGCAGGGUGUAGAAAACUUUGACGAGAUCUUGCGAGAAACUGAUGGUGUUAUGGUUGCUCGUGGUGACCUCGGUAUCGAGAUCCCUGCAAGCCAGGUCUUCUUGGCACAAAAAAUGAUGAUUGCUAAGUGCAACAUUUCUGGGAAGCCAGUCAUCGUUGCGACUCAGAUGCUUGAGUCAAUGACGUACAACCCGAGGCCCACUCGUGCCGAAAUCAGUGACGUGGCCAAUGCUGUUCUUGACGGUGCCGACUGCGUCAUGUUGUCCGGAGAAACUGCAAAGGGAAGCUAUCCCGUAGAGUCUGUUCUCAUGAUGGCUGAGACAUGUCUGUUGGCCGAGGCAGCGAUUUGCUACCCACCUUUGUAUGACGAGCUUCGGGGCAUCCAGCCUCGUCCCACUGAGACUGUGGAGACUGUGGCGAUUGCUGCGGUCGCUGCAGCCUCAGAGCAAAACGCGAGUGCUAUCAUUGUACUCUCGACGAGCGGAAACACUGCUCGGUUGAUCUCCAAAUACCGCCCCAGAGUGCCCAUCCUCACGGUCACUCGUAACGAGCAGACCGCCCGUCAAAUCCAUCUCCACCGUGGAUGCUAUCCAUUCUGGUACCCUGAGCCCCGUGGGAUCCAUGAGAGCCAGUGGCAGAAAGAUGUUGACAACCGCAUCCGAUUCGGAUUGAAGAACGCGCUCGCGUUGAACAUCAUUAAGACGGGAACUACCGUCAUUGCCGUACAGGGCUGGAAAGGUGGUCUUGGCCACACCAACACCAUGCGCAUCUUGUCAGUCCCCACUGACCCGGCUGACCUUGAAAUGCAGUCCUUGGGAGCAAAUUAGAUGAUUGAAGUUUGAUUGCAUUCUGUUGAAUUCUUAGACUUUGUUGUAACUCUACUGUAGCAUGCAUCAUGAGGGUAUCAUGCAAUUGCAAUGUACAUUCUGGCAUCAUUAACCUGCCUCUUCGAUC
Suillus paluster is the source of this 1963-nucleotide messenger RNA. Its product is annotated as pyruvate kinase. The record is from RefSeq and is a predicted model, not a curated record. Lineage: Eukaryota; Fungi; Basidiomycota; Agaricomycetes; Boletales; Suillaceae. The transcript has 16 exons. The coding region runs from base 238 to 1836 and encodes 532 amino acids. Gene Ontology annotation, biological process: glycolytic process. Gene Ontology annotation, molecular function: pyruvate kinase activity; magnesium ion binding; potassium ion binding. Gene Ontology annotation, cellular component: cytoplasm.